CACACUGUGUCAGCCUGCGCAUAUUUUUUUUCCUUUGCAGCGUUGCAUGCAUGCAUGAGUGAGUGAGUGUGUGUAUGUGUGCAGGAUGCUAAGAUCUGGGGCUAUAAAGAAAGGGGGAGGGGCGAGGAUAAAGAUGCCUAAAAAAUAGAUGAAAAAGGAAAGAAGAAGGAUAUAUAGAAGAAAAGAAGAAGGGAAGAGUACGGAGAGGCGAAAACAGAUGCUGCGAAGAGAGUGAAAGUGAAAGCCACACUGAGGAGAGAUUGACAGGGAGUGAGGAGGAGGAGGAAGAGAGGAUCUGCUGGAGGAAACAGCACCGUCGUUGAUUUUCACAGGAACCAAGGCAGCUGUCUGUUGCCGUGACGAUGGGCUGCUGGCUCUCUGGUCCAUGGAUGGGUGACCAAACGGUGAGUGGGCGGAGUUUUGCACAUCUUAGUCAACGAGAUGCUCUGCGGAUACUGGCAGCCAGUCAGCAUCCAAUUACCAUGCAAAUCAAGGGCCAGAGGGGUCGUGGCAAAGACGCAGAGCGAGGAACCUGGGAACCCCUACCCCUCAACCUGCAGCAUCUCAACCUGCCCCUCCCAUUGAUGGGGGCGGGACUUAACGCUUCUAGCCCCUCAUACCAGGACAGACAUUAUUACAACCAUCUGUCUCUGCCACAAGACUGCUGUGAUGGAGGACGGUACAGCUACCUGUCCAACUCCCCACGGGACACUGUGGACAUCAGCCACCAGGACCUAGAACUAACCAGUCGUCGACCAAAGGGACAGAACUGCCUGAUGGGAUGCUGCAGUACCAACGUAGAUGAACCUAAUGGCUGUCACAGUCAGACAGAUGAUGAGGACUUCAUGCUGGAGAAGCCGCUGGGCUUCCUGCCUCUCCACCAUGAGCUGGACAGCGGUCUGGGUUGGACGGAUGGUUCCCUCCACCAGGGGGACCUCUCGGGACUGGAGACAGAGGAGGGAGGUCUGGAGGAAUGUCAUUCACAUGGGGCCCUUGCCCCUGGGGGUUGUGGGGGCUUUGGAGGUGGUGGCUCUCCUUCCUCUGAGUCUUUUAUUUCUUCUGAGCUCAGCGACUCUGGCUUCUACAGUGUUAGCACUGGAGAGUUUAGGCACUUCCAGAGGCUGCUGGAGAAGCGAAUGCGGCUGUACAAUGCCAGACUGCAACAUCAGGGCGACCCCUGCGAGAGGCGGGAGCGGCGUGAUAGCUGUCCUAAGAGCCACCGUGAGCUACUGGAGGCCAUCCCAGAGGCGCUGACUAUGCAACCGCAAUGUCAGCAUGUGCAGCUUGGGAUGGAGGAGACCGCCGGGCCUGUCAUGGACCUCCCAUCUCGUGGACUUUUCAGGGUUUCAUCAGUCCAGUUCCAUAAAGCGGACCGUCCCUGUCUGAACAAUCACAGCUCCAGCAGUGGAGCUCUGUUCAAUCCUUCUCAUGCUCACACUACAGUCUCAAGAUUGACUGCCCCAGUCCUCUCCACCUGCAGCACCCCAUCCAGCCACAGAAGACCACUAGUACCCAUGCAGCAACACCACCAGGGCUCCAGCUCAGUGGGGAUGCUGAGAAGAAGUCGAACUCUGCACCAUCGGCCUCCUCCACAGGAGUACCGUCGCAGGGCCAGCCACCCAGCUUCCCCCUCCUACUGUGCAUCAACCCUGCACCACUGUGGAGUUGUCGCACCAGGCAAUGUCCUGCCGCAAGGCCUACCAGAGGAAGUAGAGCUAGUGGCAGAUAUGAUGCCUUCCCACCCGGCAGGACUGGCCCUCUCACACCAGCAACACCCCGCCAAUUUGGGGCAAAUGAGGGGUGCCAGCACCCAUGAGAGACACCUUGACAACAACUCUAAUGGCCAGAUUGCUCACCACGAUUGGUGGCACUCACAAGAAAGAACCUUGAUAAAUGAGCCAGUGAUAACAGAAAGGGACAGAGAGAUUGAGAGGGAACUGGAACAGCAGCGGCAAAUCCAAAAAGAGAAAGAGCUGGAGAGGGAAAGGGAGACAAAGAUUCAGGAGGAGAUGGACAGAGAGAGGCAGCAGGAGUUAGAGAGGAAUCAAGUCAGAGAGCAGCAGCACCUACAGAUUCUGGUCCACCCUCCUCAGGCUGGAGACAUCAAUGACACCUGGCCGAAACCAGCCAGUCGUCAGUCCCAGGCCGGUGGGGGAGGCAGAGGUCUCUAUAGCACCCUGGAGGGCCACAUAGGGGUGGGCACUGCUGCUGGAUGGGAAGCAAAGAAAGGACACACACAUUUGAGUUCAAGCCUUAAUCCCAGUUCUAGUCUGCAGCCAAAACUUAAUCCAAGCUCCAAACCCAACACAACCUCACGGAGCUCCAGGAGUCAGCUUCUGAGAGAUCGGGCAUCUCAACUUGCAGAUGAACGCAGCGGGAUGAGUACCGAUGAGGAGACCAACACCGAUAUGCUGAUGGGUCGGUACUGGAGUCGUACAGAGAGGAGAGAACAUUUCCUGUUGGCCCGUGAGCAGAGGCAGCAGCAGCUGCAGGCCAGAGGGACCACACGAGACACCGUCAGCAGGGGAGGAGUCAUCAUAGGAGGAGGAGGAGCCUGUGUUGGAGAUGGAAGUGUGCUGGAAAGCAGAGGAGUUGGACCUUUUGCAGAAGGGCGGUGCAACACAGUCCUGGAGCUGAGUCAACGGAAGCUGAGUCGUCUGAGGAACAGGAAGCUGCUGGAUGACUGGACGACAGUGGAGGAGCUGCUGACUCACGGAACCAGGCUGGACAACCAGGAGGACAUGUUGUGUCCCAGCUCCCUGCUGACGGUCACCACUGUCUAACUGCAUGGACCCAUGUCUAACUGUAACACUGUGUGUGAGUGUGUGUAACGUUAAGUUAACAAUACAACAUUGAAAUAAACCUUCUUGUUCUGUCCAUUCCAGAGUCAGAUGUGAAGAUGGAUAGCAGUUUCAUCCUUAUGUGUCCAGUACAGAGCUAGGUCCAGGAUGAAUUUAGCCUAGCUUGGCACAAAGAUUAGAAGCCAGAGGCACCUGCUAGCUUAGCUAGCACCUAAAAAAACAACCUUGCAACAAGUCCAAAGCUGUGUGUUGUGGGAAGUUUUUUUUCUUCCAGUCUUUGUGAUAAGCAAGGCUAAACAAGGUUGGGCCCUGUUUUACAUAAAUGUCUGAAUUAAUCUAACAUAAUGUUAUCCAACUAAAUAAUCUAGUUAAUUCUCAUCUAGCUAACUUGAUUUGUUAAUCUUUAUUCAUCCUGAUUAAUUUCUUAGUCUUGUAUCUUAAAUUAUACUUUCUGCAUCUGCAUGAUCACAAGGGUCUGCAUGCUGUAAACUCAUGCUCAAACAUAAGCUGUGCAUCUGUGUGGUUGCAAGGACCUGAAAGAUCUUGCUUUCAACUAAUCACAUGCAUGUAGACCACUAUGCGGAUGUCAUACAGCUUCAAAAUGUAUAACCACACAAACUGUUUGCACUACAGCACAAUGCGCACUGUUUUCUUUCCACACUGCUGUCCACUGAAUGUUUCAGAGACAGCUGUCCAUUCUGUACCUGAGGCACAAACAUAAAACUGAUGUCCAUCUUUUCAUAUGACUCCGGUGAAGACAGAAAACAAGAGGAUUUAAGGAAAUGUUGGACUGUUUCUUUAUCAGCUGUGUGAGAGAGGAAACCUCACUGUCAUUGCUCUACUUCACCUCAACUGAUAGCUUUAUGUGUGGGUGUGUCUCCACUGUACAGCAUUCUGGAUAAAGUGUGUGUAUUGGUGCAUGAUGCUUGUAAUGAGAAACAACUGAACAAGGUCAGAUGAGAGACAAUAUUUGCAUCAUAUGUGUCAUGUAACAUCUUAUGCUAUAAUAAUUUCACAGAUCCUUUGGCAAAAUUACAAAAAUUUGAGUUUGGAUUCAAAUCCUCAAACAGACCACGAUCUUUCGGGGAGCAAUACUGUUCUGUGUGACGUACCUGGCUGCGCACUAAUGACAGAUUACAUAGAUCUGCUUUUUCACCAGGGCCACAGAACACAUCUGCUGUAGCAAUGCAGACAAUGACAUCUGAGAUUUGCUACCAAAUCCUGAAUGGCUUUUAAAAAAAAACUCUGUUUACAAUUAAAGUAUUAAUUGGUGGGAGCUUUUGUAGUAAUGAAAAGAAAAAUGUGAUUCACUUGCUUGUGCAACUUGUUCAACAUGCUGCAUUCAUGUCAUAUUUUACAGAACAUAUAUGUCAAAAAACAGUCAAAAAUUGCUCAUUUGAAUUAAUGUUCUUGUAUCUGCUGUGAGCACCAGACCUAUUUCAGACAGCGUUGCCACUGCUUCCAUUGUUUUCACUGUAAACUCCAUGGGAGGCAGCAGCAGGGCGACACACUUGUGCACAGUUAUUUGUGAUGAUGGCUGAACUUUUGCAAUGUGCUGCUGCAGCCUGCUUUGUAACCAUGGCCACUAUAAUCUACUGUCAUACAUCUAUGGUGGCUAGUUACAUGGUUUACAUGGUCUCAUUGAUUAUAAACCUCUUCAUCAGCAAAAAUAUGAAAUAACAUAACUGGUCUUUAAGGAAAGUCAGUUUGGUUAUCCAGUCUGGUUUACUAAAUUAUGUUUAUGAUAUCAAUUAGCUAAACAUACUAUUUUAUGUGCUUAAUGUUUCUAACCAUUCUUUAUUUUCAGCUCCAUCUCACUCGUCUAAGUGUUUCUGUGUGAUGAGAUCAGAGUUGAUGGAUAGCAACAACUUGACUGGAGGUAGCUAGCCAAUAGCUUCCCGCUGACGCCCAGUCAAAAUGCAAAACACUAAAUUAGUUGGGUGGCAGUAGCAGCUUCCUGCCUGAAAAAAUUAUGAAGGCACCAUAAUGCUUGAAUGUUCCAAAGUGGUAAUAACUGUUCUGCUGACAUGGCAUGAAUGCAGCAUCAAACUCUUGGCCCUUUAUGGCAAGAGGCUCCCUGUUCCUGCUUGUGUCUUUACUGUUGGCAGGAUGUUUACAGAGCUACCUUCCCAGGUAACAGCUUAUGCAUGUUUACUGAAAUCUACAGUGAUGCGUUGGCUGUGGAGAUUAUUCUACAGAAGAGAAGAUACACCUCAAGCCAACUUUAUGUUAGGGUGUCCAGAUGGCUGAAGCGCCUCUGCAGUCAGGACAAACAGCGUUGUUGUUGUUCACAUUCCACUACAAGCAGGUAUGGUGUGAGUAAAUCUGAAGUCUACUGAUUCCAGGUCUGCAGUUUGAGAAAAUGUGCAAUAAUACCUCAAGCUAGACAAUGGUGUUGUAUGCCCUGCCUGUCAGGUUUCCAUCAAAUGCAGUAACUUGUUUUAAAUCAAACCAAUGCACAAUAGUGACAAGUCACCACAAGUGCACAGUGACCCUAGAAUCUAACACGGCAAGAGUAAUGGUGAUGUAGACAUUUACAUCCUUUACCUUGUUUUCCAUGAGAGAGAAAGAAGAAAACAACUUUUUGCACAUAAUUUUUCUACGUAAGAUUUUCCCUGCCUUUCUGCACCAGGGACUGAGGCCAGUGGAUCGACUGUAGAUAGAACGACAGUGUGUGUUGAUGUUUCUUUAUAAACUAUCACAAUUAUUUAUGAAAGCAAAAAUCAGUUUAUCGUGAUUGUGUUGGACAUAUCUAAGUAUUUUUCUUGUGAUGGUUACAAAACCAAUGUGAAAAGUUUCUAUGAUCUUUAAAAUCUACUUUAAUUACUUAAAAUCUGGUGAAACUUUGAUUUAUCAUUUUCAAAAAGUGAACAUACAUUGUGAAUAUUAUUGUCUCUUUAAAUAGCUAAAUUGAAUUUUACUGUUGUUUUGUGUCAUUAUGACAUGUACAUAUUGAUUUUGUCAGAAGGCACAGAUGAGGUUGGAAUCAAAAACAGGACAUGCUGAUGCCAUCAGACACCUCCACUGGUUUAUCAUGUGAUUCUGUAGGCUUCUAGCUGUGUUACAGAGACUGUAUAUACAGCACAGAGAUGAACAUUGUAGUAAUAAUACAUUUAACACUCACAAUAUAAUUCAUAGAAAAUGGUUCAGUUUGUUCUGAAUGCCAACUGUGGCAUCCAUAAAUUAUGGAUAGGAUCACUGACUGCUUCAUGCCUAAAGCUACAGUAUGUAACUUAAGGUAGUACCAGCAUGAAAUUCCAAUUCAACCCACUCUGCUCCGCCCAGCGCUCCCUCUCCCUGCUCCAUCGUGCUCUACUACAAUCUGCUGCGCUCCAUCAUGCUCUGCCCAGCUCUUCAAAUAUUUGUCAUUAUGAAAUUACCAUUGAUGAGAAUAGAACAAAAUUUACUGAUCAAGCAGAGAAACCUGAACAUUUCUGACUGGUUAGAGAGGGCAAUCCCACUCAAAGCCUUUUAGAAGCUAAUAUCUCUGCACUGCUGCCAGUGCUAUUCAAUUAGUCUCGGGUCACAAUAAGCUUCGACAGCACCUCUUCACAUUAAGACAAGGUUUGGAGCAUAUUCCUACAAUAAAAAUAUUUGAAAAAGUUACAUAUUGUAGCUUUAAAGGAGCACUAUGACAUUUUUGUCUUCUUCUUGGCCAGCUUCUCCAGAGUCAGAUGUUGUAGAUGGACUAUAUCAUUAAUGUUAUUACAGAGAUAGCUAAUAUUGACUAAUUAGCAUUUUAGAGCUAGACGAAAAGUCAUGGUAUUUCAAAAAUUACUCCAAUUCCAGGGCGCCACGGAAUCAAAUUUCUUGGAAGUCUAUCAAGUAGUUGAGUUAUUUCAGUUUGGACCAGUGAUGGUGGACGUCAAAACCCCCAUCUGAGCUGUCAGAUUUACUGCUGUUAGCUAAUAAGGUAGUCAUCACUCUCACAGAACAAAAAUUGCAACACAACAGGCCUUUUUACAAAAGACAUUUUGACUUGUCAUAGGCACAAUAAUAAAAUGAAGAAAGGCUGAAUAACAUUUAGCUCCUGGCAGACUGGCUGUCAUACUGUCAUGGCUUAGUGGGGCACUUGACUAGAACAGACCCACUGUUAAAUGGCUGCUAGGAGUUGUCAUGUUCACUGAACAAGUACUGUAUGUUAUUAUACGAGUCACUAACAGCUACAAAUGCUUGGCAACAUUUAUGUGUAAAUGUUUCCUACCAUGUUCCCAUUUGUCAUUCCGCAGGCAAAGGUCUGAUUGGCUUGGAAGCAGCACAAUACCAGAUAAUCACUCUCAGUGGGGUUACCAGCCCUAAUCAAUGAGUGUGAUCAAAUCAGAUGGUUCUGGGGUUUUUUUGGAAAGGUGGAUUUUUCUCUUUUUAUUUGAUGCAGUUCCCCUAAGCUAAGUAUGUCCUGGGCCUCUCCCUGUACUGGAUACACCGACAUGAAACUGAUGUCCAUCUUCUCAUCUUACUCUGUGGAAACCAAAGAACAAGAUGAUUUACAGAAAAAAAAUUCUUUAAACACUGAGAAUCAGAGAGAAAGAUUUUGAAAUCAAACCUCCACCCGGUCUGUUUCCACAUUUUCCCUCUCUCUUGGCUAUGACUCAAACAGUCUGAAUAAUGGAUGACGAAGAGACUUUUUCUUCCCACCCGCCCCCCUUUCACUCUUUUUGCUUACGUUACACAAGGACACAGAGAGCUGAAAAUAGCGCUGCUGUCCACACAGGAUGUGAAAUUAAAAGCACACUGGAGCGGAGAGGCUUGCUAUUGGGGGACUCGACACUUGUUUUACUCCAUCUGACAAUCGCUCCAUCCAGCCUGAACACCAUCUCCAUCCAUCUGUGCAAGGGUACUUUUCACUCCAGCAAGCUUUUUGGAAUAUGAUGAUGUACAUGUGAUUGUAAUAAAG
Monopterus albus (swamp eel) is the source of this 7695-nucleotide messenger RNA. RefSeq lists its product as uncharacterized. The record is from RefSeq and is a predicted model, not a curated record. NCBI's taxonomy places the organism in Eukaryota, Metazoa, Chordata, Actinopteri, Synbranchiformes, Synbranchidae. The transcript is spliced from 6 exons. The coding region runs from base 363 to 2783 and encodes 806 amino acids.